Messenger RNA from Geodia barretti, 324 nucleotides. The record is from the annotation of a GenBank genome assembly. Lineage: Eukaryota; Metazoa; Porifera; Demospongiae; Tetractinellida; Geodiidae.
AGCCAAGCAAUCUUACUGCAGUCAUCUCAGAGUCCAACAGUACACAUGUCAAUAUCACUGUGUCUUGGGAGUCACCAGGUGAUCCUGUCACUGGCUAUGUCAUCUACUACCAGCCUAAGGGAGGACCAGUCAUCAGUGACAGGGUGUCUGGAGGAGAGACAGACACACACUCACUGGAUGGUCUUCAGAGAGGAGUCACCUACUACAUCUCCAUAGUGGCUCUGUCACCUCACCUACCCAGUCCUCUGGUUGGACCUAUCACUGUCAUUCAAGAUCCACUACUGGUAGUAGAGACCUCACCUGAAUCACUCACUACCUCACCAA